Zychaea mexicana is the source of this 621-nucleotide messenger RNA. RefSeq lists its product as uncharacterized. NCBI's taxonomy places the organism in Eukaryota, Fungi, Mucoromycota, Mucoromycetes, Mucorales, Lichtheimiaceae. The transcript has 3 exons. Bases 1 to 621 code for a protein of 206 amino acids. The record is from RefSeq and is a predicted model, not a curated record.
AUGGCACAACAAGAAGGAGGGACCUUGUUGAACAGUGCAUCCGAGGCUUUGCAGCUGUGCAAAGACUGGAUUGACAAGCUCUUUACUGAACGCAAGUUCCAUUUGGCUUUGUGCGCCUAUUGCAACGAGCUUGAAACGUUUAUGAAGCGAAAAAGAUUCACUCAGCUGUUCGCACAAGCAUUUGAAUUCAAAGCAAUCCUGCAAGAGAAGAGUUUUGGACGUCAACUGGAAAAAGAUAUAGAAGAAGUGGAUGGUUCUUCUGUGGAACGGGCACGGUCAAUGGAUGAAGAAAACUCGCCAGAGACGACGCGGUUAUUUUCAAAGAAACAGGUCAAAGCGAAUACUUCGAGUCGGGUGCACUUGAUACUUUAUCAAAGUCAAUCACUGAAAAGCACAGUGUUAGAAGAUAUACCUCCUUGCCGUCAACCGUUGCCGAGAAUUGAAUUGGCUUGUAUGAAAUGUCGAUUGUGUGUUGUGUGGUCCGUAUUACCUGAUCCUCGACACAAUCGCCAACUACCAAAACCGCAUCCUCUGGCAGUCGAUAAAUCACUCAUGGCACUAGCGCGCCAUCUGAUCCUAGUUUCAGAUAUCUUUAUCCCGACUUCCAACUCUGGUGCCUGA